AUGAGGAUCGAGGAAUUGGAUGAUGCGGAGUGUAGUAGGGAAGAAGACCAGAACUUGGAGAGACAAAUUGUUAGGGUUGAUGCGAAGAGAGCGUUGGUUGGAGCAGGUGCACGGAUUCUGUUUUAUCCUACACUUUUGUAUAACGUGCUUCGUAAUAAAAUGGAAGCUGAGUUCAGAUGGUGGGAUCAAAUUGAUGAGUUUUUGUUGCUGGGUGCAGUACCAUUUCCUAAAGAUGUUCCUCACUUGAAGAACCUUGGUGUUGGUGGUGUAAUUACUUUGAAUGAACCGUAUGAAACUUUGGUACCAUCGUCAUUGUAUCGUGCUCACGGGAUCGAUCAUUUGGUAAUUCCUACGAGAGAUUAUCUCUUUGCUCCCUCAUUUGUGGAUAUCAACCGGGCUGUGCAGUUCAUUCAUAAUAACGCUACUUGUGGUAAAACAACUUAUGUUCACUGUAAAGCUGGGCGUGGGAGGAGUACAACAAUUGUGCUUUGUUAUUUGGUUGAAUACAAGCACAUGACUCCUGCUGCUGCCCUGGAGUAUGUGCGGUCUCGAAGACCUAGAGUGCUACUAGCACCAUCACAGUGGAAGGCUGUUCAAAGUUAUAACAAUCAAAGACCUUCUCCUUUACCACACUCACCUUCUGGAGACACAGUUCUCAUAACCAAAGAUGAUCUUGAAGGCUAUCAUAGCACAUCUGAUACAAGUAUGGAGCUGGCAAUCGUUUCUAAAGUGCCAAAGACUAAGCCCAUGAUAGCACGACUAUCUUGCCUAUUUGCAUCCUUAAAAGUAUCUGGUAGUAGUGUUCCAAUGACAAGGCGGCUGCCAGUUUCAGAGUCGCGUGCUUGCUAA
Messenger RNA from Lathyrus sativus (Indian pea), 849 nucleotides. The record is from the annotation of a GenBank genome assembly. NCBI's taxonomy places the organism in Eukaryota, Viridiplantae, Streptophyta, Magnoliopsida, Fabales, Fabaceae.